GACAUCUUUGACUGCAGACCCAGAUUGAAUCAGGAGAUGUUAAUCAUGAACUCAGGAGACUUCAAGACUUCUCUCGGAUAUUAUUUAUGUAAUAGAAAAUACUGUUUCAUAUGUCUGCUAAACAUUGAUGGCUGGUGCAUUAUUCUUUUUCCCAAGUGCACACGUGAAGCCUUGAGCAUUCCACAAUUCUGAUGAGGAACCUGAAUCUCUGAGAAGUUACCUGGCAUUCCAACCCAGACCUGUAAGGCUCCUAAGCCCAUGCUCUUUCACCAUUGCCACAGUGAUGGGAAUGAUGGUGGCAAAAAUCAGUAAGAAUUUGUGUGUUCUCUGAGUGGAAUCUCUCAAGCUUCGAAAGCAGCCCGGGCCUACUGUGCUGACUGUGAGCUGUUGGAGCUAGCCCACUGCAGGGAGUGAUGGGAACCCCCUCAUUCCUACCCCUCUCAGCUGGUGAGAGUGACUGGACUGAUGGCACAGUCUCCCAUCCUUUGGGCCAUAUGCUGCUGUGGACAGCUCUGCUCUUCCUGGUUCCUGUUGCUGGAACAUCUGAAGAUCUCCCGAAGGCGGUGGUGAACCUUGAGCCUCCAUGGACCCCUGUGCUCCAAGACGACUACGUGACUCUGAAGUGCCAUGGGGCCCACAUCCCUGGGGAAAACGCCACCCAGUGGUUCCACAGAGGAAGCCCCAUCCCAACUCAGGUCCAGCCCAGCUACGGCUUUAAGACCACUGUCAGCGACAGCGGGGAGUACAGGUGCCAGACAGGCCUGACCAGCCUCAGCGACCCUGUGCAGCUGGACGUGUUUUCCGAUUGGCUGUUGCUCCAGACCCCUCAGUUGGUGUUUCAGGAAGGGGAGCCCAUUGUGCUCAGGUGCCACAGCUGGAAGAACAGGCCUCUGUACAAGGUCACAUUCUUCCAGAAUGGAAAAUCCAAGAUAUUUUUCCGUAAAAAUACCAACUUCUCCAUCCCACAAGCAAACCACAGUCACAGUGGAGAUUAUCACUGCACGGCAAUGAUGGGGCAGCAGCUGAAGACAUCGCAGCCUGUGGCCAUCACUGUCCAAGGUCUCUCUCCCCCAGAGUCUGACAACGCGAGCGGCUCUUCAGUGGUGAUUAUUGUUGUGGCUGUGGUCUCGGGGAUUGCUGUAGUGGCCAUUGUUGCUGCCGUGGUAACCUUGUUCUGCCUCAGGCGAAAGCGGAUUUCAGCUUACCCAGGAAACCCUGAACACAGGGAAAUGGGAGAGACCCUCCCUGAGCAACGAGCCCAUUUCACUAAUGCUGAGGAUGCUGCCAAAGUUGAGGCUGAGAAGACAAUCACCUAUUCACUUCUCAAACACCCAGAAGGUCCAGAGGAAGAAACAGGGUCCCCGGAUUACGAGAACAGCACUUAGUCUGUACUGUCUUGCCCUGGGACUUGGGGAAAAGAAUGAGAGAGGCUAGAAUCUGAUGUCUCCUGGCCUGAAUUUCCCUUGGAGAGGACACGGGAGUGCUGCAGAUCCAGGAAAGGGGAAGGACUCUUUCAGAGUUAUCUACAUGAGUUCUGAAGCUCUCUGUUCUGAAAGCCACUAACAAUACGGUCCCAGAUGAUUGACUGUACUGAUUCCAUUUGUGCCUAAGCACUUCUUGUCAUCAAGACCUUUCUGUUUAUACUCCAUACAACCAAUAAAAAUUUUAUUAAACGAUAGUAUAUGUGAAGGGAAGGACAGCAUACAAUACAGGGGAAGUCAACACAACUGGACUAAAGCAAAAGCUGUGAAGUUUCCUGAACACAACAAAACCAUUGAGGGAUGGAGUAGCUGGAGUUGGGGCCUGGGGUCCAAAGUUUUGGUGAAUAUCUAGGUCAAUUGGCAUAAUAAAGUUUAUUAAGAAAAUUUUUUGCAUCCCACCUUGGUGAGUGGUGUCUGGGGUCUUAAAAGUUUGGGAGUGGCCAUCUAAGAUGCAUCAGUUGGUCCCAACCCACUUGGAGCAAAGGAGAAUGAAGAACACCAAAGACACUAGGAAAAUAUUAGCCCAAGGAACAAAAGAUUCACAUAAACCAGAGACUCCAUCAGCCUGAGACCAGAACUAGAUGGUGCCCAGCUACCAGUAAUGACUGCCCUGACAGGGAACACAACAGAGAGUCCCUGACAGAGCAGGAGAAAAGUGUGGAGCAGAACAAAAAUUCACAUCGAAAGACCAGACUUAAUGAUCUGAGACGGGAGGAAACCCCGAGCCAUGACCCCCGUGUGCUAUGUCAACCCAGAACUAAAACCAUUCCCGAAGCGUACUCUUCAGACAAAGAUUAGACUGGCCUAUAAAACAUAAAAUAAUACUUGUGAAGAGUGUGCCUCUUAGUUCAAGCAGAUACACAAGACCAAAUGGUGGCUCCUAUCUGGAGGCAGGAUGAGAAGGCAGAGACAGGAACUGGUUGAAUGGACACAAGAAACCAGGAGUGGAAAGGAGAAGUGCGCUGUCACAUUAUAGAGACUGCAACUAAUGUCACAUGACAAUAUGUGUAUAAAUUUUUGUAUGAGAAAUUAACUUCAGCUGUAAACGUUCACCUAAGGCACGAUUUAAAAAAAAAAAAAGAAAGAAAAGAACAGUAGUCGCAAACAAGAGAAA
Molecule: messenger RNA, 2595 nt
Organism: Loxodonta africana (African savanna elephant)
Lineage: Eukaryota; Metazoa; Chordata; Mammalia; Proboscidea; Elephantidae
Gene: FCGR2B
Product: Fc gamma receptor IIb
Exons: 11
Coding region: 414-1385 (323 amino acids)
Biological process (GO): regulation of immune response; cell surface receptor signaling pathway
Cellular component (GO): plasma membrane
Molecular function (GO): transmembrane signaling receptor activity
Source: RefSeq, a predicted model, not a curated record